Messenger RNA from Juglans microcarpa x Juglans regia, 989 nucleotides. RefSeq names its product plastocyanin. Gene Ontology annotation, molecular function: copper ion binding. The record is from RefSeq and is a predicted model, not a curated record. Lineage: Eukaryota; Viridiplantae; Streptophyta; Magnoliopsida; Fagales; Juglandaceae. Bases 348 to 848 code for a protein of 166 amino acids. Gene Ontology annotation, cellular component: chloroplast thylakoid lumen. The transcript has a single exon.
AUUCAUAACAAAGAUGCAAAAUCUUAUUUAGUGGCUGUCGUCCUCGACUAAUUUGGCUUACUUCUUAGUACUAACAUUUCCGCCUCACAUUGGGAAAGUCAAAGCCACGUCAUUGGAUAGUAUCUAACCCAGCCAAUGGCAACAAUCCCCAGCAGAUAACCCCUUCAUCCACUCAUGCACAAUACACCACACCCAUUCGUUAUCUAACCACAGAUCUCUCCUCCAAUCCAUACCACACAAAAUCAGCCUCACCCUAUUAAAAUCCAACUCUCCUCUCUGCUCCUUUCGAUCCCCUCCAACUAGCAACACAAAACAAGACCGCAAAGAAAAAGGAAAAAUCCUUAUCCAUGGCCACUGUCACCUCUGCAGCUGUUGCCAUCCCAUCAUUCACCGGACUAAAAGCAGCCGGUGCAGCCAAAGUUAACGCCACCGCUAAAGUCUCAGCCUCUGCAGUCCCAAGGCUCAGCAUCAAGGCUUCAAUCAAGGAUGUGGGCGUUGCUGUUGUGGCCACUGCCGCAAGCGCACUGCUUGCAAGCAAUGCCAUGGCCAUAGAGGUCUUGCUCGGCAGUGAUGAUGGGGGCUUGGCUUUCGUUCCCAACAGCUUCAGCAUCAGCCCCGGAGAGAAGAUAGUGUUCAAGAACAAUGCAGGUUUCCCCCACAACGUUGUAUUCGAUGAGGACGAAAUUCCCAGCGGUGUCGACGCCGGGAAGAUCUCCAUGAGCGAGGAAGACCUCCUCAAUGCCCCAGGAGAGACGUACGCUGUGACCUUGACAGAAAAGGGAAGUUACUCCUUCUACUGUUCUCCUCACCAGGGAGCAGGCAUGGUGGGAAAAGUGACGGUUAAUUAAGUUUGUUUGAAAGCUAGCUCUGCCAAGGAUAAUCAUGAUCAUGUUUCCAUCCCUUGUACUUUUUUUGUAAAGGUAGUAGAGCUUAAUAAUCAAUGUUUGUGGUGAACCUGGUUUAUCAUUCUCUUCCAUUUGAGAUUUGUA